GUUUCCUUUGCGGAUUCGUCCGACCGACCUCAUGGCGGAGAUCAUCCAGGAACGCAUCGAAGACCGGCUCCCGGAACUAGAACAGCUGGAGCGCAUCGGACUGUUCAGCCACGCGGAAAUCAAGUCUAUUAUUAAGAAAGCCUCAGAUCUGGAAUACAGAAUUCAGCGAAGAACUCUUUUUAAGGAAGAUUUUAUCAAUUACGUUCAAUAUGAAAUCAAUCUUUUGGAGCUGAUUCAGCGGAGAAGAGCUCGCAUUAGGUAUUCAUUUAAAAAGGAUGAGAUUGAGAAUUCCAUUGUACACAGGAUACAAGGUGUCUUUGGACGUGCUUCAGCAAAGUGGAAAGACGAUGUUCAACUUUGGCUUUCUUAUAUCGUCUUUUGUAAGAAAUGGGCUAAUAAAACGCAACUUAGCAAGGUGUAUUCUGCUAUGUUGGCUAUUCAUUCGAACAAACCAGCUUUGUGGAUUAUGGCGGCCAAAUGGGAAAUGGAAGAUCGAUUAUCUUCAGAAAGUGCAAGACAGCUCUUUCUUCGUGCUUUGCGCUUUCAUCCAGAGUGCCCAAAACUUUAUCAGGAAUACUUUCGGAUGGAACUGAUGAAUGCUGAGAAGUUGAGAAAGGAGAAGCAAGAAUUUGAAAAAGCCAAGAUGGAUGUGGUAAAUGUUGAUUAUCCUGAGGAAAUACUUCAGGGUGAGUUGGCACGAAUCAUCUACAAAAAUUCCGUGACGAAAAUUAAAAGUGCAGAAUUUCAUGUGUCAUUGCUUUCAAUUGCACAGUUAUUUGACUUUACCAAAGACCUGCAAAAAGAAAUUUAUGAUGACCUUCAGGCUCUGCACACAGAUGACCCACUCACUUGGGAUUAUGUAGCUCGGCGAGAGCUAGAGAUGGAAGCUCAGCCAGAGGAACAGCAGCCUGUGACAAAGCAAGCCAAAGCAGCUGCGGUGGAUCGGAAGGAGGAGAGGUCCUGCGCUGUGUAUGAAGAGGCUGUGGGGACUUUAACUACUGAAGCCAUGUGGAAGUGUUAUAUCACCUUUUGCUUAGAAAGGUUUAAUAAGAAGACAAGUAGUCGGUUUCUCAGAUGAGAGAGGUUGGAAAGAACCAUGACUGCUUUCAGGAAAGCACAUGAACUCAAGCUGUUACCAGAAUUCCAGUACAAGCAAUGGAUUCAGCUGUUACUGAACCAUGACUGUAUAAAAGAAGCGCUGGAAGUGGCCCAUAGCAGGGACAGUGUCUUUUGAGUGACUCAGCGACAUGUGGCAGAUAAGCUGCAGGUGCUGAUUGCAUAGAGCCCUGACAUUGCUCUGCUCUUUGAAGAAGCUCUUAGAAAGCUGAAACCCAGGUCUGAAAUAUUGCUUUGGGUGACUUGGUCGGAAGGAAGUGAAGGUGCCAAUAGCCAGGAAGAAACUGAAGCAAUCCUUUAGAAAGCUAUUUUAGCUAUCACUGGCCCUGACUCAGCCACUCUGAAGGUUAAGUACCUGGAUUGGGCUUAUCGAAGUGGUGGCUACAAAAAGGCCAGAGCUGUGUUUAAAAGUUUACAGGAAAACCGUCCCUUUUCAAUUGAUUUUUUCAGAAAAAUGAUACAGUUUGAAAAGGAACAGGAAUCCUGCAAGAUGGCAAAUUUAAGAGAAUACUAUGAGAGGGCUUUGCGAGAGUUUGGAUCUACAGAUUCUGACCUCUGGAUGGAUUAUAUCAAAGAAGAGCUGAAGAAUCCCCUUGGUAGACCUGAGAAUUGUGGACAGAUCUAUUGGCGAGCCAUGAAGAUGCUACAGGGGGAAUCAGCAGAAGUGUUUAUGACUAAACAUGCUAUGCACCAGGCCUGCCAGUUGUGACGAGAGGAAGAGUGCAACCCAACUCGUCAUAGUGUCAGUUCUGGA
Messenger RNA from Suncus etruscus (white-toothed pygmy shrew), 1870 nucleotides. RefSeq names its product UTP6 small subunit processome component (gene UTP6). Gene Ontology annotation, molecular function: snoRNA binding; protein binding. Gene Ontology annotation, biological process: maturation of SSU-rRNA from tricistronic rRNA transcript (SSU-rRNA, 5.8S rRNA, LSU-rRNA). The record is from RefSeq and is a predicted model, not a curated record. NCBI's taxonomy places the organism in Eukaryota, Metazoa, Chordata, Mammalia, Eulipotyphla, Soricidae. Gene Ontology annotation, cellular component: Pwp2p-containing subcomplex of 90S preribosome; small-subunit processome.